Messenger RNA from Acanthopagrus latus (yellowfin seabream), 8605 nucleotides. It is a transcript of the gene sdk2a, whose product is annotated as sidekick cell adhesion molecule 2a. The transcript is spliced from 45 exons. Gene Ontology annotation, molecular function: protein binding. Lineage: Eukaryota; Metazoa; Chordata; Actinopteri; Spariformes; Sparidae. The record is from RefSeq and is a predicted model, not a curated record. Bases 137 to 6862 code for a protein of 2241 amino acids.
CCACCACCACCUCCACCUCCAGUCACUCACCCUCAUCACCAGUGAGAAGCAGUCUGACGCACAGGAGCAGCAGGAGCAGCAGUAGCAGCACGCCAGGACUCUUCCCGGGGAGUGUGGAGAGUGUCCACCGAGCAACAUGUUCCCAGCGCGGAGACGCGGGAGGCGCACCGGGGGCUCGACGGUGGCGCCGCGGACCGUGGUUACAGCUGGGCGGACCGGACAGGUCGGACAGGUGUGGGUCUCCUGUUGGAUUCUGCUGUCGGCGACUUGUAUCCUCAGCGCUCGGGCUCAAGUAGAUGAUGUCCCACCGUACUUCAAGAUGGAGCCCCCUCAGACCCAGGUGCACCUGGAGGGGAACCGCCUGGUCCUCACCUGCAUGGCCGAGGGCAGCUGGCCCCUGGAGUUCAAAUGGAUCUACAACGGGACCGAACUCACCAGUUUCUCCUUGGAGUACAGGUACCUGAUCCCCUCGCUGGACAGAGCGCACGCCGGCCACUACCGCUGCAUCGUGAGGAAUCGAGUGGGAGCUAUAAUGCAGUGCAGCACUGAAGUGCAGGUCGCCUACAUGGGUGGUUUUGUGGAGGCCGAGAGGUCCCAAACUGUAUCUCAGGGCGAGGGCGCUCUCAUCCACGCUCCGCGGAUACACAGCUUCCCCCGGCCGCAGAUCACCUGGUUCAGAGACGGACGUAAGAUUCCCUCCAGCAGCCGCAUUGCCAUCACCCUGGAGAACACGCUGGUCAUCCUCUCCACUGUGGCGCCGGACGCAGGACGAUACUACGCCCAGGCGGUCAACGACAAGAACGGCGAGAACAAAACCAGUCAGCCCAUCACGCUCACCGUGGAGAAUGUGGGAGGACCGGCGGACCCCAUCGCCCCGUCUAUCAUCGUCCCCCCGAAGAACACCAGCGUAACCAUGGGGAGAAACGAGGCCGUCAUCGAGUGUGUCGCCAACGCGAGACCCCUCGUCAAAAUGAGUAUCACUUGGAGGAAAGACGGCGUGGUGGUAAACACCGGCAUCCGGGACUUUGGCCGUCGAUUGGUCAUCAGCCUGCCCGCGGUCAGCGACAGCGGCUACUACGAGUGCGAGGCGUCGCUCCGCAGCAGCAGCGUCCCCUCGGUGACUGCCGGGGCCUUCCUGCACGUUCUCGAGUACCCUCUGUUUGUCAAAGAGCCGCCGAGCCACAUCAGCGCAGAGAUGGAGAAGGUGGUGGAUAUCCCCUGUCAGGCUCGAGGCACGCCGCAACCCGACAUAGUGUGGUAUAAGGAUGCGGUGCCCAUCAGCCCGGUGAAGAUGCCCAGGUACAGGGUGCUGGUGGGAGGCAGCCUGCAGAUCAACGGCCUCCUGCCGGAUGAUACGGGGAUGUUUCAGUGCUUCGCCCGCAAUCUCGCAGGAGAGAUCCAGACAAACACCUACCUGGCUGUUACGAGUAUCGCUCCAAACAUCACGGCUGGCCCAGCUGACAGCGCCGUGAUUGACGGCAUGUCAGUCAUCCUGCAUUGCGAGACCUCGGGAGCCCCGCGGCCCGCCAUCACCUGGCAGAAAGGUGAACGUGUCUUGGCCAGUGGCUCGGUCCAGCUGCCCAGGUUCACCCUGCUGGAGUCGGGCAGCUUGCUAAUCAGUCCCUCCCACCUGUCUGACGCUGGUACCUACACCUGCAUGGCCAGCAACUCCAGGGGCAUCGAUGAAGCUUCGGCCGACCUAGUGGUCUGGGCACGCACCCGCAUCACAAAACCGCCGCAGGACCAGAGCGUCAUCAAGGGAACCAAGGCCUUGAUGACCUGCGGGGUGACCCAUGACCCCAGCGUCACCAUCAGGUAUGUGUGGGAGAAGAGCGGCUCGGUGAUUGACGUGAGCGCGUCGCCCCGCCUGCGGCAGGAUCCCGACGGGACCCUGCACAUCUCCCAGACGUGGUCGGGUGACAUCGGAACAUACACCUGCAGGGUGACCUCAGUCGGAGGCAAUGACUCCCGUAGCGCCCACCUCAGAGUCAGGCAGCUGCCCCAUGCUCCAGAAAACCCAGUAGCGGUCCUGAGCACCUCGGAGAAGAGGGCCAUCAACCUGACCUGGGCUCAGGCCUUCGACGGCAACAGCCCUCUGAUCCGCUACAUCCUGGAGGUCUCAGAGAACAACGCCCCGUGGACGGUGCUGCUGGCCAACAUCGAACCGGAGUUGACGGGGGUCACCGUCGGUGGCCUCAUCCCGGCGCGCUCCUACCAGUUCCGCCUGUGUGCCGUCAACGACGUGGGAAGAGGCCAGUUCAGCAAAGAGACGGACAGACUCACGCUCCCCGAGGAGCCGCCCAGCGCCCCCCCGCAGACGGUCAUCGCAAGCGGCCGCACAAAUCAGUCCAUCAUGAUCCAGUGGCAGCCGCCCCCGGAGAGCCACCAGAACGGGCCGCUGCAGGGCUACAUCAUCAGGUACUGUCUGUCAGGGCUUCCGGUUGACUGCCAGAUGAAAAACAUCACCAACCCGGACCAGGGCAGCCUGCUCCUGGAGGACCUCAUCAUCUGGACCAACUAUGAGAUCGAGGUGGCGGCCUAUAACGGAGCGGGCAGGGGAACCUACAGCCACAAAGUCACUGAAUGGACUCUGCAAGGAGUGCCCACUGUGCCACCAGGAAAUGUACAAGCCGAGCCUGUCAACUCCACCACGGUGCGUUUCACCUGGAGCGCCCCGAGCCCUCAGUUUAUCAAUGGAAUCAACCAGGGAUACAAGCUGUUGGCGUGGGAACCAGGUCGUUCGAACGAAGUCACCAGCGUCACAGUGCGUCCCAACUUCCAGGACAGCGUUCACGUCGGCUACAUCUCCGGCCUGAAGAAGUUCACAGAGUACCACACGUCGGUGUUGUGCUUCACCACCCCGGGGGACGGCCCACGCAGCCCACCUCAGCGACUUCGCACCCACGAGGACACCCCUGGUGCCGUGGGACACCUCAGCUUCACCGACAUCCUGGACACCUCGCUGAAAGUCAGCUGGAAGGAGCCGCAGGAGAAAAACGGCGUUCUCACAGGCUAUCGUAUCUCCUGGGAGGAGUUCAACAGGACCAAUACUCGGGUGACCCAUUACCUGCCCAACUUAACUCAGGAGUACAAAGUGACGGGGCUCACCGCGCUCACCACUUACACCAUCCAGGUGGCAGCCAUGACCGCCAAGGGCCAGGGACAGCUCUCCGCCUCCACCAUCUCCUCCGGUGUGCCGCCAGAGUUGCCCGGUCCUCCGACUAAUUUAGCCAUCUCCAACAUCGGCCCCCGCUCCGUCACUCUGCAGUUCAAACCUGGCUACGACGGCAAGACCUCCAUUUCCCGUUGGCUGGUCGAAGCCCAAGUCGGUAUAAUAGGAGAGAAUGAAGAGUGGCUGACGGUACAUCAGCUGUCCAAUGAGCCUGAUGCCCGAUCGCUGGAGGUCCUGGACCUGAACCCCUAUACGUUCUACAGGUUCCGGAUGUGUCAGGUAAACAUCGUGGGCACCAGUCCUCCCAGUCAGCCCUCCAGGAAGAUCGAGACCCUGCAGGCCCCUCCAGACAUCUCCCCCGCCAACGUCACCCUGCGCACAGCCAGCGAGACCAGCCUGUGGCUCCGCUGGGUGCCUCUUCCAGAGUGGGAGUACAACGGGAAUCCAGAUCUCGUCGGCUACCGGGUGCAGUACUCCAAAGCCGGGUCCAAAGGGGGAGUCCUGUCUCACGUCAUCGUGGACCGGCUGGAGAGGGAGUUCACCAUCGAGGACCUGGAGGAGUGGACCGAGUACGAGGUCAGAGUUCAGGCCAUCAACGGUAUCGGCUCCGGGCCCUGGAGCCAGCCGGUCCAUGGCAGGACCAGAGAGUCCGUGCCCUCCAGCGGUCCCACCAACGUGUCAGCUUUCGCUACAACCUCCAGCAGCAUCCUGGUGCGGUGGGGGGAGGUCCCAGAGGCGGAUCGCAAUGGACUCAUCCUGGGAUACAAGGUCGUGUAUAAAGAGAAGGACUCGGACACAGCGCCAGACUUCUGGCCGGUGGAGGGAAACACCAGCCACAGCGUCCAGCUCAGCGGUCUGGGCAAGUACGUCCUGUACGAGAUCCAGGUCCUGGCCUUCACGCGGAUCGGAGACGGGAGGAGCAGCUCGCCCUCCAUUUUGGAGAGGACCCUGGAUGAUGUACCAGGCCCUCCGGUCGGCAUCCUGUUCCCAGAAGUCAGAACCACAUCAGUCAGGCUCAUCUGGCAGCCUCCUGCGCAGCCCAAUGGCAUCAUCCUGGCCUAUCAGAUCACAUACAGAAGAAACUCUUCAAACAGCAACGCCGCCACCGUCGACGUGCUGAGCCCCAGCGCGCGGCAGUACACGGCCACCGGACUCAAACAAGAACUGGUGUAUGUGUUUCGCCUCACCGCUCAAACACGAAAGGGUUGGGGCGAGGCUGCCGAGGCUUUGGUUGUCACGACAGAGAAGAGAGCCCGACCCCAGCCCACGAGCCGUCCUGUAGUGCCUCAAGAUGAAGUCCAGGCUCGCAGAGUGCUGUUGUCAUGGGAACCGGGCAGCGACGGCCUGUCCCCGGUUCGUUAUUACACAGUCCAGUACAGAGAGCUGCCAGACAGCAACUGGACGGUCCACUCUGCGUCAGUCAGCCAUGAGACACACUCCUACAUCGUGGACAGGUUGAAGCCUUUCACUUCCUACCAGUUUCGCGUGAAAGCCACCAAUGACAUCGGGGACAGUGAAUACAGCCAGGAGAGCGAGGCCAUCACAACGCUGCAGGACGCUCCAGACAAAGCCCCGACGAUCCUGUCCGUUACACCUCACACCACCACCUCGGUGCUGGUCCGCUGGCAGCCUCCAUCUGAGGAUCACAUAAAUGGAGUCCUGCUGGGGUUCAGGGUCCGGUACCGGGAGCUACACUACGACCGACUACGCAGCUUCACGGUCCGCACCGUCAACAGUCCCUCUGCCAACUGGGCCGAUCUGACUGCUCCGUACAGCGUCAGGAACUUAAGUGAAUCCUCGCUCACCCAAUACGAACUGGAUAAUUUGAGUAAACACAAACGCUACGAGAUCCGUCUCAGUGUGUACAACGCUGUGGGGGAGGGUCCCAGCAGCGCGCCACAGGAAGUGUUCGUCGGAGAGGCGGUCCCAACGUCCCCUCCUCAAAAUGUGGUGGUCCAGUCCUCAACAGCCACACAGCUGGAUGUCACAUGGGACCCUCCACCACUGGAUGCUCAGAAUGGGGACAUUCAGGGUUACAAGAUCUAUUUCUGGGAGUUUCAGCUGCAGAACGAGACGGAGCGCCUGCGCACUCUGUUCCUGCCGGAGCUCGGGGUGAAGCUGAAGAACCUGACGGGCUACACCACCUACAUGAUCAGCGUGGCAGCCUUCAAUGCUGCAGGGGACGGGCCCCGCUCCCUGCCCACUAGAGGGCGCACUCAGCAAGCAGCGCCCAGUGCUCCGAGCUUCAUCCACUUCAGCGAGUUGACCACCACCUCGGUCAACGUGUCCUGGGGAGAGCCCAAACAGGCCAACGGCAUCAUCGAGGGGUACCGCCUGGUUUACGAGCCCUGCACUCCAGUAGAUGACUCCUCUCCUCGCACUCCAGGUGUCAGUAAGAUAGUGACAGUGGAUGUGAAGGGCAGCGCUCCCCUGUGGAUGAAGAUCAAGGAUCUGGCCGACGGCGUCACCUACAACUUCCGCAUCCGGGCCAAAACGCUCACUUACGGGCCCGAGGUGGAGGCCAACAUCACCACUGGGCCUGGAGAAGGAGCCCCGGGCCCUCCUGGAGAGCCCUUUAUUUCUCGCUACGGCGCGGCUCUCACUCUGCAUUGGACCAGCGGCGAUCAAGGCCGCGCACCAAUCACACGAUACGUCAUCGAGGCCCGACCCUCCGAUGAAGGAUUGUGGGAUAUUCUGAUCAAAGACAUCCCGAAAGAAGUGACAUCCUACACACUCAACCUGGACAUGCUACGAGAAGGUGUCACAUACGACUUCCGUGUGAUUGCCGUCAAUGACUAUGGCUACGGAUCACCCAGCGCCCCCUCGCCCUCCAUAUCAGCCCAGAAAGUGUCUCCGUUCUACGAGGAGUGGUGGUUCCUGGUGGUGAUCGCUCUGGUGGGCCUGAUCUUCAUCCUCCUCCUCGUUUUCAUCCUCAUCAUUCGAGGCCAGAGCAAGAAAUACACCAAAAAAGCAGAUUCAGUGUCGUCUACAUAUCACUGUCCAGGCAACCACUCCAACUGCACGGCGCUGCCUCUGACCCACGGGGAGAUGGUGCGCCUGGACGAGGGACGCUUCCCGGCGCUGGAGCUCAACAACAGACGCCUCUCCGUGAAAAACUCCUUCUGCCGCAAGAACGGCAUCUACACACGGUCUCCACCGAGACCCAGUCCUGGAAGCCUGCACUACUCAGAUGAGGACGUCAGCACUAAGUACAAUGACCUGAUCCCAGCGGAGAGCAGCAGUCUGACUGAGAAACCCUCUGAGAUAUCCGACUCGCAGGGCAGCGACAGCGAGUAUGAGAUGGAUCAGAGCCGGCAGAAGACCCACUCCUUCGUCAACCACUACAUCAGCGAUCCCACCUACUACAACUCCUGGCGGCGGCAGCAGAAGGGCGUCUCUCGUCCGCCGGCGUACGGCUACUCGCAGCCCGAGCCCCUGGUGGAGCAGGAGGCGCGGCAGCACCCGCCGCCCGUGCCGCCGCUGCCGCCUCUCCUCCCGCAGAGCGCCCCGUCCCCGCAGCCGCAGUGCCAGGGCCAGGGCACCCUGUUCAGGUCGAAGGGAAGCCGGACUCCCACCCCUUCCCUGCUGUCCUCGGAGCCCCCCAGCCAGCACAGCACCCUGUACCGACCCCCCAGCAGCCUGGGCUGUGCUGCGCAGCCCCCCACCGCUGGCUUCUCCUCUUUUGUUUGACACACAGCUCCUCUUCCAAUAACAACAGGACCCUGAGGACGAGUCUUUGAUUUUGUUGUUGUUGGUUUAUUUGUAUUUUGCUCUUUUUCUUUUUCUUUUUUCUUUUUUUUUUUGAUCUCCAUUCUUUCUGUCUCACUCGACAGAGUUGUUGCUCUAUAUUAAGCAUUGCAGGCAUCUUGAAUAGCGUUUUCUCCUCUGUGAAGAGUGUGUGUGUGUGUGUGUGUGUGUGUGACUGUGUGUAUGAUUGUGUGUAGAGCGUACGGCUGGUUAAUCCAAUGUGAUAUGUAUUUUAUGAAAAAGACAAUCAUUUGAAAGUUUUUAUGCGUUGCUUAAGUAAAAAAAAAAAGAAAAAAAUGAUUUGAAGGUACAACCAUGUGAACAAGGGAGAACAGAACAGAACCCGAGGCUCUGAAAAAAAGAAACCCUUGUUUUAAAAACACUGUAUUAUUGUUUAUAUGAGAGCUUUAUGGAUAAAAACACCCACCGUAGAACCAUGUAGAGUAUGGACCACUUGGCUUGCUGAGACUGUACAAUGGAACAACCCAACUCUGAUGGACUCACGUGAUGUUUGGACUAAAGGACAACACUGAUAGUGAGGAAUGGACUCUGACUCGGAGCGGCGGCACCACGCGGGUCACCGUUGCCCCUCGGCCGCCUUUGAGAUUCUCACUCUGCCUAAUCAUUGUUGGAAACUGCAUUAUGUGUUUACUAUAUGUACUCGUCUCAUAUUGUUUACCAGAUAUUUAUAUCAAUCAGCUUCAAGCUAAAACAAAAAAAAAAAAAACGUUUUCCGGGAAAAAAAAAAAAACAUCGCUAGUGACAAUGUUAUGAAUCACAUUAAAGCAUUGUGGCACCUUUAUAGUAGUCUGGGGAAUGUGUUGAUCGUGCGCUGGUGCUUCUGUCAGUAGAUAUACAAGCUAAGACCACCUUCUUAAUGUGCAUCCAUUUAUGUUUCUCACAGAAUAUGACUGAGGACCAACAGCACAAAAUCUUCUUGGUUCUGAUGAUAUUAUCCCACCACGACCACAUCACCACACGAUGCCACGAGUAUCUGUCAGAAUAAACCGCCUCCGAGACGUAAAUUUGUAAAAGGCGAGUUAGCGAGAGCAGGUCUGCUUACAAACGUAAGAGAUCUAAACUGUCGUGGUAUUAUUCUCAACAAUGACAAAACUGAAAGCUGUGACUUUACAAAAUGCACCGUGUUUUCUUGACAACACUGGAAAAGAAAAUGGCACGAAAUUGCCCAAUUUCAGACGGUUAAAGUCCCCCCAAAAAAAAAGAAAAAGAAAAAGAAAAAGCAGAUAUUUUACCAUCUGUUUGUUAAAGAGGCUGCAGGGGAGUUCAACUUGAUUGUGUCAUCUGUGUCGACUGGAGAAGCUUUACGUAACGAUGCACAGCGACAGGACAGAGGUAUUGUACAUGAGAUCAUUGUGUUAACAUGCUACAGUGUAACAUGGCGAUUAUACGAUGACUGGAAAUGUGUUUUAUGCUCACAGCGCGUACAUGAUAAUGUCACGACGAGAUGUUUUCUACAAGACUUUUUUGAACAUGCUGGAUCUUUACUUUAAAAGUUGAGCGGGAUCAUUUGCUGUGCUGGAGGUGGACCCAUAGUGUACAAACUUUAGACGGUCAGUCCAAAACAUUCUGUCAAAAUUUGCAAUGUGAAACAUCACUGUAUACAUCAUGAAGGACACAUUAUGGACCUAUUCAUGGUAGCUCUCUAAAAUAAAUUAUUCUAUUUUG